Molecule: messenger RNA, 2814 nt
Organism: Lactuca saligna
Lineage: Eukaryota; Viridiplantae; Streptophyta; Magnoliopsida; Asterales; Asteraceae
Source: the annotation of a GenBank genome assembly
AUGAAGGGUGGCAUAAACCCUAGUCUGCCCUCUUCAGGCCUUACCAGUAACCCUUUACCACAACGUGCUGUGCCAUUACAAAUCUCACCGCUUUUUUUAAUCAAAGUUUCAACAGGAUUCUGCUUUCCUACAGAAAUGGAAACCAUGGAAGGUAACAACUUAACAACUGAAACCCUAGGUGGGCUUUCUUCAUCUUCUCAGCCACCCGCCCCACCUCAUAAAACCUCGAAACCAACUCCGGAGGAAAUAUUCGGUGGCGACUUGGGGUCGAAAAACGGCAGCAGCGGCGGUGAGGUCGUUGUUACGACGGUCGUUGAAAAGACUGAGGUGACUAUCGUCAAGGUAGUUCAAGAAAAUAAAGAUGACAUCGUCAUGUUUCAAGAAGGAGAAUCUUUCAGCCACUCUGUUACAGAGAAAACAGAGAACAACAACGAGGUUAAAGAGAGUGAGAAAGAAGGGGCUUUUGAUCAUUUGUUUGAUGGUGAUGAAGGUAUGAACAUAGAUUACAACAAUGAGGCUAAAGAAAAGGAGAAAGAAGGUGUUUUUGAUAAUUUGUUUGAUGGUAACGAGGGUAUAAACGUAAAUUUCACUGAUGAGAAGUUGGUUGCUGGUGAAGAUCUGAUGGAUGUCUGUUUACCCGAUCAGAAAAAGAAAAAACCCGAAAACAUUGCAGCUGUCUUUGAAUUCACAGAUGAUAUGAACGAAGACAAGAACAAUGAAGGAAAUCUUGAAAAUGGAACCAAAUUAGCAGAAAACAAUGAAAGUGAAGAAGAAGAACAUGAUUUUGUGGUGGGUGAUUUUGUAUGGGGCAAAAUCAAGUCUCACCCAUGGUGGCCGGGUCAAAUAUACGACCCAUCAAACGCAUCAGAUUAUGCAAACUCUAUAAAAAGAAAAGGUCAUCUCUUAGUUGCUUAUUUUGGUGAUGGAUCAUUUUCAUGGUGUUCACCUUCUCAAUUAAAACCAUUCAUCGAUCACUUUGAAGAAAUGUCAAAUCAAAGCGACUCCAAGAAGUUUGUACAUGCGGUUCGAACCGCUCUCAAAGUGGUUAACCAUCUUGUCGAAUCGGAACUGACCAGUAAAUGUCAAACUGUUGACCGUGCUGCCCGGGUUCCCAGUGCUGACAUGGCGAACAGUGGGAUCAAGCCCGGUGUGGAGGUCCCAAAAGGGAACACAAUUAGGGUUUUGAUCGAUCGAAUGAACCCGAUUGAGCUUCUUUUGAAGUUGGAAACGUAUGCAACUAUUGACCCUGGUUUGAAAAUGAUUGAGCUUGAACUCGAACUAACCGUGGUUAAAAGCUGGUUGGGUGCGUUUUAUUUACAAAAGGGUGGUUACUUGCUUCCAGAAUACCAUGAUCCGAUGUGUAUUGAAGGGCUUGAAGACAAGUCGAGGAUCGGAAUCAACGAUUCCGAAGUAAACGGGCCGUCGGAAUGUGGAGAGAAUGGUGAUGAUAAAUUGUAUCAAAAAAGGAAACAGAAAAGCGUGGCGGAGCUUUUGAGCGUCGAAGAUGAGCCGCCAAAGAUGAAGAAAGCGAAACCGGUGAAAGACAGUGGUGGUUCCGGGAGGAAACGCAAGGCGGCGCUGGUAGUGGUGGUGCCGGAGUCGCCGGAAAGUGACGGCGGCGGUGGUGGCGGCGGUGGGGAGGAGGACUCGAUGUGUUCGCCGCGCCAGAGGAAGAAAAGCAAGUAUUUGUCGCCGCCGUAUUUGAGUCCGGUUUGGAGUGGGAAGCUGUCAGGUUCGGGUUCUGGUUCUGGUUCUGGUUCUUUCAAAGAACCAAAACCCGAACCUGAAAAGGAAAAGGAAAAGGAAAAGGAAAAGGAAAAAGAAAAGGAAAAAGAAAAAGAAAAAGAUUCUGAAGCUACUGAUAAGCAGGUUGAGGAGUCUUCUUCUUCUAGAAGGAAGCCUCGUCAGAAGAGACGUGUGCGUGAAGGAUCUGAUGAUCAGGAGGGUAAAAUCGUAAUUGAUGGUAAUGUGAAUGUCGACAAGGUUUUGAAUGGGUUGUUACUUGCAGCGCUUGAUCCUUCGGGUUCUGUGGAGAAGAAAAAGCUUGGGGCUGUGACCCGGUUCGUUUCGUCCUUCCGGAGCUCCAUUUUUGAAAACAGAUCUGAAGUUAAACCCGACCCGGAGGUGGAGGAAUCGGAUGUUGGGUUUGUGAAGAGGAAGAUUGAGGAGAUGAGGGAGAUGGUGAAUGGGUGUGAAGAUGAUGAAAUGAGUGGAGAAGUGAAGGGGAGAUUGGAAGGGGUGAUAAUGGAGGUUCUUGAGAGGGUGAAGAAGUAAUUAGGUUUUGGUUUGGUGUUUUGUUUUUAGAAAUUUCAAGGGUGGAAAUAGAUUGAUUAUCUGUUUUUCUUUUGGUUGAAUUAGUAUUUUAGUAUUUAGUAUUUAGUAAGUAGUACUGAAUCUGAAUCUCAUAAGCACUUAAUGGUUUUUUCUGUCACUUAUUUAUGUAGGAGUUUUACUUUUACAUGUUUUUCUGGUUUUAACAAGGGUUGCAAAUGGGCUGAAAAGAUCUAUGUUUUAUUAUAAAGCAAAUGUGAUUCGGAUUCUCGAUCAAGAAAAUGUUGAAACAUACAAUGAGAAUUCAGUUGAAUUCUUUAUAAGCUGUAGUUGUAGGUUUGGAGCUUGCUUUUUGUACCUGAGUUUGACAACAGUCGACAAACAAACCCGAGUUGAGUUUGAGCUUUAAAUGUAUUCGAUCAAAUUUUGGUUUGUUUGUUGAUUGCGUUAUUACUUUGAAUUUUUCAGAGUAUUUAUGUUGAAAAUAAAAUAAAAUGAAAGACCACAUUGUUUUAUUGUAAACUUUUAUAAAUUACAAAUAAG